AUGGAGAAGCAAGUUGAGGUUCGAAUGCACGAGUGUCACUUUGAAGCUCCAGCUCCCCCUCCAGGGCCAGCAUGUGGAGGUCUCUGUAACAAAUUCAUGAAGAACUUGCUUCUAGCACUCACAGUGCUUGGUGUGAUUGUAGGCUCAGUGGCUGGUGCCCUUCUGCGUUAUGCAUCUCCUCUUCACCCAGAUGUUAUCAUGAUCAUCGCUUUCCCUGGUGAUAUUCUCAUGAGAAUGUUGAAGAUGGUGAUUUUGCCCCUGAUCAUCUCCAGUUUAAUCACAGGUCUGGCAGGUUUAGAUGCCAAAUCUAGCAGUCGUCUCGGCACCAGAGCCAUGGUGUAUUACAUGUCCACAACCAUCAUUGCUGCAGUGCUGGGGGUGCUUCUGGUGCUGGCUAUCCACCCGGGCCACCCCAAACUAAGAUCGCAUUUCGGAGAGGGCAAGAAGAACGAUGAUGUGUCCACUUUGGAUGCCUUAUUUGACCUCAUCAGAAAUCUCUUUCCAGAGAAUCUGGUACAAGCUUGCUUUCAGCAGAUUCAGACUGUUACAAAUAAGGUAGAGGUAGCAACACCUCAUCAUCCACCUCAUCAUCCAUCUCAUCAUCCACCUCAUCAUCGGUUUGGACGAAAUACCACCAAAUGGGCAGCAAAAUAUGUUAUGAAGAAAUCUCUUCAAUUCAAGAGUGGCAUGAAUGUUUUAGGGCUCAUUGGUUUCUUUGUGGCUUUUGGAAUCUGCAUGGGAAAGAUGGGGGAGAAAGCCAAGCUGAUGAUGGACUUCUUCAACGUUCUCAAUGAAAUCGUCAUGAAACUUGUUGGCAUGAUUAUGUGGUAUUCCCCUGUGGGCAUUGCAUGCCUGAUCUGUGGCAAGAUUAUUUCCAUUAAUGACCUGGAGGUGGUGGCCAAGCAGUUGGGCAUGUACAUGCUCACAGUCAUUGUGGGCCUCAUCAUCCAUGGUGGCAUAUUCCUCCCACUGAUAUAUUUUGUCAUUGUUCGUAAAAACCCUUUUACAUUUUUUAUGGGAGUAUUUCAAGCUUGGGUGACCGCUUUAGGAACAGCAUCUAGUGCUGGUACACUGCCUGUUACGUUUCGUUGCCUGGAGGAAAACUUGGGCAUUGAUAAAAGGGUUACUCGAUUUGUGCUUCCUGUUGGUGCGACAAUCAACAUGGAUGGCACGGCACUUUAUGAGGCAGUAGCAGCCAUUUUCAUCGCACAGAUGAAUGGAAUAAAACUUGGCCCUGGUCAGAUUGUUACAGUCAGCCUGACAGCUACUCUUGCUAGUGUAGGAGCUGCCAGUAUUCCCAGCGCUGGCCUCGUCACCAUGCUGCUCAUUCUCACCGCUGUGGGACUGCCCACCCAAGACAUCAGCUUACUGAUCGCUGUCGACUGGCUUCUGGAUCGCUUCCGAACAUCGGUCAACGUUAUUGGAGACUCUUAUGGAGCAGGCAUCGUGUACCACCUCACCAAAGAUGAGCUCAACAUGCUCGAUGCCCAGCAGAUGAGAACAGAUGACUUCGAGAUGACCAAAUCACAAUCCUUAUAUGAGAAUAACACAAACCAUGGUGUAUAUGCAUCGUACAACUCCUCUCCACAAGUGCUAAUAGAUGACUGCAAGAUCAACUUGACCCCAAAUGGCUCUUCUGCUGUCUUUUCCAUUAUUGAGGAGGAACCUUGGACUCAAGAGUAA
Messenger RNA from Ictalurus furcatus (blue catfish), 1683 nucleotides. It is a transcript of the gene slc1a2a, whose product is annotated as solute carrier family 1 member 2a. The record is from RefSeq and is a predicted model, not a curated record. The transcript is spliced from 10 exons. Gene Ontology annotation, molecular function: glutamate:sodium symporter activity; neutral L-amino acid transmembrane transporter activity; L-glutamate transmembrane transporter activity. Gene Ontology annotation, biological process: L-glutamate transmembrane transport. Lineage: Eukaryota; Metazoa; Chordata; Actinopteri; Siluriformes; Ictaluridae. Bases 1 to 1683 code for a protein of 560 amino acids. Gene Ontology annotation, cellular component: plasma membrane.